This is a messenger RNA of Pestalotiopsis fici W106-1, 1050 nucleotides long. RefSeq lists its product as uncharacterized. The record is from RefSeq and is a predicted model, not a curated record. Bases 1 to 1050 code for a protein of 349 amino acids. Lineage: Eukaryota; Fungi; Ascomycota; Sordariomycetes; Amphisphaeriales; Sporocadaceae. The transcript is spliced from 5 exons.
AUGUAUUGGACAUCUCUGGCAGCUGCCGCACUGCUUGGGCAGAAUGUCGCUGCACAGAACAUGCUUCGAUUCGCCUGUUCUCAGCUGGUUGUCGAGCGUACCGACCCUCUCGUCAACCCUGGCAUGACUUACACACCGCAUUUGCACCAGAUCGUUGGCGGGAAUUCCUUCAACGUCACCAUGGACCCUGCUACGCACGACUUGGCCUCCCAGUCGACGUGCACAUCAUGUACCUUCAAGGAAGACCUGUCCAACUACUGGACCGCUGUCAUGUUCUUUCACCACAAGAAUGGCAGCUACAUCCGCGUGCCACAGGUCGGCAAUGGCGGUCCUCAGGGACACCUUGUUCAGGACGGCGGUUUGGAUGUCUACUAUAUCCCUAGUGGAAAGACCACAGCAUUCAAGAAGGGGUUCCGUAUGCUCGCUGGAUCGGCGACCAACACGGACUCGAGCAAAGUCAGCAAAGGCAACAUUUGCCACCGCUGCUGGACCUCGCCAAACGACAACACUUUUGUCGGUGGAGCACCCUGCUCGGGCAGCGACACAGUUGACAUCCCUGCCGACGCCAGCUGCAAGAUGAUCAGACAAACCAUCAUCUUCCCAACCUGCUGGGACGGCAAGAACCUUGACAGCCCCGACCACCAGAGCCACGUCAACUACGGCGGCGCGACUGGUGCGGCCGGCGGUGCCUCAAGUUGUCCCUCGACUCACCCCGUCAAGCUCCCGCAAAUCAUGUACGAGCUCAUGUGGAACGUUAGCGCCUUCUCUGACAAGAGUCAAUGGCCUACGGAUGGCAGCAAGCCAUUCGUCUACAGCAUGAACCUUGGCGGAUCCGCCGCCCACGGAGACUACGUGUUCGGCUGGCAGGGUGACACGCUCCAAAAGGCCAUGGACAAUGGCUGCAACCUCAACACGGACUGCUCCAAGGCUGGCAUCCACGCUCAGACAUCCGCCCAGUACAGCGCGUGCAAGGUCCAGCAGCAAGCACCAGAGGCCGUCGAUGGCUGGCUCAAGGCUAUGCCCAUGGGCGAGAUGUCCGUGCUGGCCUAG